Suillus paluster is the source of this 2442-nucleotide messenger RNA. RefSeq lists its product as uncharacterized. NCBI's taxonomy places the organism in Eukaryota, Fungi, Basidiomycota, Agaricomycetes, Boletales, Suillaceae. The record is from RefSeq and is a predicted model, not a curated record. The transcript has 6 exons. Bases 1 to 2442 code for a protein of 813 amino acids.
AUGAUCAGGCGCAUUCUUGUUGGAGCCACUGAGCCCACUUACCGCUUGCCAGUCCCUCCAGCUUUCCAACGAGGCGAUAACAACCGGGAAGAGGUCACUGGCCAGUACCAUUCAAAAUCAGGCUACCUUUUUGGACGGGGACGAAAUGCUGAAUGGCAACUAGCAGAAUUUCUCAUCCAGCGGUUGACGCAAACUGAUAUUAACAAGUUUCUGAAGCUAGAUUGGUUUAAAUCCAGACCCAGACCAUCCUUCAAGAGUGCAGAUCAGCUAUUUGGCUGGAUCGAUGCAUUACCAAGUGGCCCAGGGUGGCAAUCAACAACACUCAAGUUUACCAACUACACAACCAUAAGGCCAAUCGAGCUAAUCUGGUGUGAUGGCCUCAGAGUCAUCAAAGAUAUCUUCACAAACCCAAUAUUUUCCAACCAUAUGAUGUAUGAUCCUCACAUUGUUAUGGUCGGCUCUGAACGCAAAUACGGCGAAUUCUUUACUGCCAACAGGGCAUUCGCUAUUCAGGUAUGGCUCUUUAACAACCUUCCAGAAGGUGCAACCAUCAUACCAAUUAUCCUUGCAUUGGACAAGACACCCGUAACCAGGAUGUCAGGUGGAUUAGAAAUGCACCCGGUGUUCCUUACAAUCAGCAAUAUACAAUCUGAAGUGCAAAUGAAGGCCACUGCUCAUACAUGGAGUUGUGUUGCAUUCAUCCCAAUUCCAAAGUUUGACAUUCACUCGGAUUUUCAGAUGCUCCUCCACACUCAUUUGUUCCACAAGUGCAUGGAUUUGAUAUUCGCCAAAUGCAAGGUGGCUAUGAGGAUCGGCAAAUACAUGCCAGAUCCCAUGGGUUAUCUUCGGCACUGCUUCACUCCACUCGUCGCAUAUACAGCCGAUCUCCCUGAGGCACAGCUCAUCGCUUGUGUCUCAAAGAACGCAUCACCACUUACAAUGGCUACCCAAAGUGACUUUGGUAGCGCGCAAAUUUUCCCCCGUCGAACAGGCGACCACACACUCAAGCUCAUCUACGACUUAUGCGAACGCGUUGAUCCAUGGAAUGUACCGCUCUUCCAACGUGAAGCCAAAGCAUUGCUGCUCAGCGGUGUUCAUCAGCCAUAUUGGAGAGAUUGGCCGUAUGCAGAUCCAAGUUCUUUUUUGCCCAGCGAACUGCUUCACACGUGUCACAAAUUUUUUGGCAACCAUCCUUUAAAAUGGUGCAAGGAAGUUGUUGGGGAGGACGAACUUGAUGCUCACUACAAGGCUCAUCAUAAACAAGUUGGGACACGUCAUUUUGGGUCCGGUGUCUCCCACAUCAGCCAGAUGACUUGCCGGGAACAUCACAACAUUGAACGGACCAUCGUUGCCAUGAUUGCUGGUGCAGUGAAUACAACCCCCGAUUUCGUAAAUGCUAUUCAUUUCCUCACCAAGUUCAUCUACCAGGCACAGAGCCCCAUGCACACCGACUCAUCCAUUGAUGCUAUGGUGCACUCCCUCGGCGAGUUUCAUAGGCUGAAGCAAGUGAUACUCGAUGCUGGUGCUUGGAGAGGCAAGAGUGGAACGAUCAACAACUUCCUCAUCCCGAAGAUGGAAUUGUUUCACAGCUUCGUGGAGUCUAUCAAAGAUCUCGGUGGUUUGAUACAGUUCUCAGCAGAUGUCAGUGAACGGCUCCUGAUCACGCACUGUAAAUUUCCUUUCGAAAGGACUAGUCAGCAAGCCAGAAAUUUUACCCUGCAGGUUGUCCAAAUUCUCAAUCGCAAUGAAACCAUGCAUCGUUUCAAUCUGUAUACCCUCUUGCAUUCGUAUGGUACACCACUCGUGAAUGCCAUUGCAACCGAAGACAGUGUUGUCGCAGAGACAGAUCCUACCCUGGCCUGGAUAGCGCGUGUGCUCCCCGGUGAGCAGAAGCGCUUCCAUGGCCCACGUCCCAUCCGAAACCAUUUUCUGAAGGGAAUCUUGUCUGUUGAAGCCAAUGCUGCUUUUCACGUCACCAUCUCUCCCAAUCGCAAGUCACUUUCUAUCACCGAUUUGCAAUCGCUCUACUCUCUCCCUGAUUUUGUCAGGACAUGGAACAAGUUUCGUUUACAACUGCUAUCUACCUUCCAGUCGCGAGUCGUGAUGCUGAGUCAAAUUGUCCAAGCAUUUCCACCAUCGGACACCUUCCCUUUGGGUAAUUGCGAUGCAGUUCUCAUGCAAUUGCCUGCCAGCAAUGAUACCUACAUCGCACAAGUCCAUUGCAUUUUUCAAGCCGUUGCAAAGAAAGGUCAUACACUGCCCCACUAUCUUGAAGACUCUCCCCUUCUAUACGUUCAGUACUUUCAGAUCACAGCAACGCCUACUGAGGAUAUGAGUGUUGGAAUGUACCGCAUGAAACGCAUCUAUCAUCAGGAUGGAACAGGUCGGGUCUUCCGACCCAGCAGCAUAAUUCCACUAACAGUCAGUCACCUGUGCCAUUGA